AUCGCGAUAAAUGUGACCUGAAUUUUUUGGAUACGUCAUUUCAUCCACCCAGAUCACUUACAGCAGAGUUAUGUUUGGUGCUUGGUGCAAAAGGAUACGAGGCCAUCAAAUUGCUUCGUCAAUAUGGUGCACCAGAUGAGUCUUCCUAUUUCGAGCAACUGGAGUUGGAACAAACUGCUUUUGAUCAAUGUCCUUUUGUUCAGGCUGUACAGAAAGCGAAAUCUGCGGCGGAUCUGGACCAGGCGAGCAAACUGCUAAAGUAUCCCUCGUUCGAGAUUCAUCGAUUAAGAUCAAGCGAUGGAGCAACUUAUUUGCACUUUCUAGUUCACCUAUAUUUACAAAAAUACGGGAAACCGCAAUUUCAACGUGCACUCAUUCGAUUGAUGUAUCAAGUAACUUUGUCGGGUGUCGAUAUUCAAGCUCGAGACUGUCUAGGUCGUACAGCCUUGGUUGUAGCUGCAUACACCGAAGCGAUAACCGAAUCCACUGAAGACGAAGAAGAUGAUGAACACUUGUAUUUGGUAGUGAAAGAUGGAAACGAGGUACCGGAGAAUACUCCUGUGCCUCUUGCAUCUAGUCGAAAGCACAGCGCGUACGGAAGCGAGCACUCAUUUCAUAGGGAUAAUUCAAGGGACCCGGAUGAACCUAACUACCCACGAUUGCCCGAAGAGAACAACACAGAAUCUCUGUCCAUAAUACGCGACCGGAAUACAGAUCGUAUGGACAAGGAAGAUGAGAAAACGUUAGACCAGUUUCUUUCACAACGAGGUUCCAUUAUGAUGUUCAUGGAAGAACAAGAACAACUGAAGAAAAUCCGACAAUCAAUUCAAUUGAUUCAACUGCACAAAGACAUGGAGAAUGCUGUACAGAGAGUUCGGAAAAAGAAAAUUAAUCGUGAACGAGCGUUCUGUGGCAUUCCCGUUCCGGAUCAGAAUUUGAUUGCAGUGCUCAUACAACUUGGCGUGGAUAGCACAAUAUGUGACCAGUUCAAUCGUGUUGUCCAGUUUGAGCCUUACAUACCACGUGAUGCACUUGUAUUAAAGACCAAACAGCCGAUAUUUGGUUGCACAGAGGAAACCAAGGGAGUGCAAUCACUACCAGGAUUGUGGCCUGCACUCGAUGAAGUUUUGCGUACAAUGUCAUGUAGCCUACUAUCGUUAGAUGUUGACGCUGAGGAGAAAAGGUUGAGCGAAGUGAUCGCGGCAAAUUUGGUCAACAUUCGUGCAAAGCGCAGUGAGCUGUCAUCGUUUGAACUAAUCAAAGCACUUAGUAUUUCACCUUCGUUCUGCGGUGCUAUCAGUAAUUCGGUUACAAUGAGCUCUUCGAAAAUAGAACGAACAGUUCCAUCUAAACCACAAAACCCAAACGAGGAAAUUUCCAGACGUUUGAUGACCCUCUUGUGGUCUCACGUUGGUCUAACAGACUUUGCAAUGGCAGCCAUGUGUGGAGAUGUGGAUCAAAUGAAACUGUGUUUGGCGAUGGGUAAUGCGACUUCCAAGGUUCAAGCUUGCUUCCGAAGACACUUCCAUGAUAUAUCUUCGGACGGUCGUGUCAUUUACGUAUGCCGUCCACUACUGGUUCAUGUAAUGGACUACUCCACAGCUGAUGCUGUCGAGCUUAUGCUCAACUAUGGUGCUGACCUAUCCGAGUUUUACCAUGGUAAGUACCCGAAACCUCAAAAAGACAGUAACGUGCUUUUCAGAUGGCAAAUAUUGAUCUACGUGUGA
Messenger RNA from Echinostoma caproni, 1727 nucleotides. Lineage: Eukaryota; Metazoa; Platyhelminthes; Trematoda; Plagiorchiida; Echinostomatidae. The record is from the annotation of a GenBank genome assembly.